Messenger RNA from Anolis sagrei ordinatus, 2709 nucleotides. RefSeq names its product nucleoporin 93 (gene NUP93). The record is from RefSeq and is a predicted model, not a curated record. Gene Ontology annotation, biological process: poly(A)+ mRNA export from nucleus; protein import into nucleus. Gene Ontology annotation, cellular component: nuclear pore. Gene Ontology annotation, molecular function: structural constituent of nuclear pore. Lineage: Eukaryota; Metazoa; Chordata; Lepidosauria; Squamata; Anolidae.
AUCGGGGAGCAGAGCGGCGCCGACGUCAUUUCCAGGCGGAGGUCGGCGGCGAAACAGGGAGGAAGCGAGCAAGGCUUUCCCCAACCAGCCUCACAAAUGGACGUGGAAGGCUUUGGUGAGCUCCUGCAGCAGGCAGAGCAGCUUGCGGCCGAAACAGAGGGCAUUGCUGAGCUCCCUCACGUUGAGCGCAACCUCCAAGAGAUCCAACAGGCCGGAGAACGGCUCCGCUCUCGGACGUUAACCCGCACGUCGCAGGAGACCGCAGAUGUCAAGGCAUCGGUGCUACUUGGUUCCCGAGGGCUUGACAUCUCCCACAUCUCUCAGCGGCUAGAGAGCCUUAGUGCAGUGACAACAUUUGAGCCUCUAGAACCCGUGAAGGACACAGAUAUACAGGGUUUCCUCAAAAAUGAAAAAGACAAUGCCUUGCUGUCUGCCAUCGAAGAGUCCAGGAAACGGACCUUUGCUAUGGCUGAGGAGUACCAUCGGGAAUCAAUGCUGGUCGAAUGGGAACAGGUGAAGCAAAGGAUCCUUCAUACGCUGCUGGCCUCAGGAGAAGAUGCCUUGGAUUUUACACAGGAGAGUGAGCCCAGUUACGUCAGCGAGUUAUCACAACCAGGCCGCAGUUCUUUGGACAACAUUGAGAUGGCCUAUGCCCGGCAAAUUUAUAUUUAUAAUGAGAAGAUCGUCAACGGGCACCUGCAGCCCAACCUUGUGGACCUGUGUGCUACUGUCGCCGAACUGGAUGAUAAGAACAUUUCUGACUUGUGGGCCAUGGUGAAGCAAAUGACCGACGUCCUCUUGGUUCCUGCAAGCAAUGCGUUGAAAGUCCGCACAAGCAUGGAGGUCCAGAUGGACUUUGUGAAGCAGGCCCUCCAAUACCUGGAGCAAAGUUACAAGAACUACACCUUGGUGAUGGUCUUUGGAAACCUGCAGCAGGCCCAGCUGGGAGGAGUGCCUGGGACCUACCAGUUGGUCCGUAGCUUCCUGAACAUCAAACUCCCAGUGUCCGUUCCAGGACUUCAGGACGGGGAAGUGGAAGGCCAUCCUGUUUGGGCGCUCAUCUACUACUGCAUGCGCUGCGGGGACCUGAUGGCCGCCUUGCAAGUGGUGAACCGAGCCCAGCACCAACUGGGAGAAUUUAAAAGUUGGUUCCAGGAAUACAUGCACAACAAAGAUCGAAGGCUGUCUCCAGCCACCGAGAACAAAGUCCGCCUGCAUUACAGACGUGCCCUGAGGAACAACACCGACCCUUACAAAAGAGCUGUUUACUGCAUCCUGGGCCGAUGCGACAUCGCUGACAGCCACAGCGAAGUGGCAGACAAGAUAGAAGAUUAUCUGUGGCUCAAGCUGAACCAGGUGUGCUUUGAUGACGACGGCUCCAACGCACCGCAGGACCGGUUGACUUUGUCCCAGUUCCAGAAACAACUACUUGAAGACUAUGGUGAAUCUCAUUUUCUGGCAAACCAGCAAUCGUUCCUUUACUUCCAAGUCUUGUUCCUGACGGCCCAGUUCGAGGCGGCCAUCGCUUUCCUCUUCCGCACAGAGCGCUUACGUUGCCACGCCGUCCAUGUUGCCUUGGUCCUCUUUGAACUCAAGAUGCUCCUGAAGUCUUCCGGGCAGAGCGCACAGCUUUUGAGCCAUGAAGCUGGAGACCCUCCGGCCAUCCGCCGCCUGAAUUUUGUCCGCUUGGUGAUGCUUUACACCCGCAAGUUCGAGUCCACCGACCCUCGAGAAGCCCUGCAAUACUUCUAUUUCCUCCGGAAUGAGAAGGACAGCCAAGGGGAGAACAUGUUCUUGCGCUGCGUGAGCGAGCUAGUGAUCGAAAGCAGAGAGUUUGAUAUGAUCCUCGGAAAGCUGGAGAACGACGGAAGUAGAAAGCCUGGAGUCAUUGACAAGUUCACCAAAGACACCAAGCCCAUUAUUAACAAAGUUGCUUCGGUAGCGGAAAGCAAAGGGCUGUUUGAGGAAGCUGCCAAACUGUACGACCUUGCCAAGAACCCAGACAAGGUCCUGGAGCUGAUGAACAAAUUGCUCAGCCCCGUCGUCUCUCAGGUCAGCAUUCCCCAGUCGAACAAGGAACGGUUGAAGAACAUGGCUCAAUCCAUUGCCGAGAGAUACAAGGCACAGGGAAUCAGUACCACAAAGCCCGUCAACUCUACUUUUUUCUUAUUGUUGGACUUGAUCACCUUUUUCGACGAAUACCACGCCGGUCACAUUGACAAGGCUUUCGGUAUCAUUGAACGGCUCAAACUGGUCCCCCUCAGCCAAGAAUAUGUGGAAGAAAGAGUAGCAGCCUUCAGGAAUUUCAGCGAUGAAAUCAGACAGAACUUGUCGGAGGUCCUCCUUGCCACCAUGAACAUCUUGUUCACUCAGUACAAGAGGCUGAAAGGGACCAGUCCGGCCACUCCUGCCAGACCGCCACGUGUCGUUGAGGACCGAGACUCGCAACUCCGAUCCCAAGCGCGGGCCCUCAUUACCUUUGCCGGCAUGAUCCCGUACCGAACCUCCGGAGACACCAACGCCCGGCUGGUGCAGAUGGAGGUUCUCAUGAAUUAGAUGUUUGGGGGCGAGCUCUUGGUUUCAUUUUUGUAUCCUCCGUGGAGGAGUCCAGUUUAAUUUUGUCGGGCGGCUCUGGGUUUUCCGUUGUCAUUUCUGUUUUUUGUACGAUGUACUUUUUUGUCCACCACAAUAAAUUCUUUUGCGUUUCUA